AUGGCGUGUCCAGGCGUGUCACUGGUCCAUGACGUGUCCACGGUGUGUCACAGGUCCAUGACGUGUCCACAGCGUGUUACUGGUCCACGGCGUGUCACUGGUCCAUGGCGUGUCCGGGCGUGUCACUGGUCCACGGUGUGUCACAGGUCCAUGACGUGUCCACGACGUGUCACUGGUCCAUGGCGUGUCCGGGCGUGUCACUGGUCCAUGACGUGUCCAGGCGUGUCACUGGUCCAUGACGUGUCCAUGGCGUGUCACUGGUCCAUGGCGUGUCCAGGCAUGUCACUGGUCCAUGACGUGUCCACGCCGUGUCCAGGUGUGAGCAGCCCGGACACGUCAUGGACCAGUGAGUCGCCUGGACACGCCAUGGACCAGUGA
Knipowitschia caucasica is the source of this 378-nucleotide messenger RNA. NCBI's taxonomy places the organism in Eukaryota, Metazoa, Chordata, Actinopteri, Gobiiformes, Gobiidae. The record is from the annotation of a GenBank genome assembly.